This is a messenger RNA of Sardina pilchardus (European sardine), 1274 nucleotides long. Its product is annotated as C-type lectin domain family 4 member A-like. The transcript is spliced from 7 exons. The coding region runs from base 185 to 1072 and encodes 295 amino acids. NCBI's taxonomy places the organism in Eukaryota, Metazoa, Chordata, Actinopteri, Clupeiformes, Clupeidae. The record is from RefSeq and is a predicted model, not a curated record.
UCUCUGUGUCUAGAGCAUCAUUCUCAGUUUACUGUACAAAUUCAGUAUACAAGCGAUGGUAGGAGGGGAAGAGGAUGAUGAAAUAAUUAACUUCCUUAAAAACCACACAAGUUACCCACCGAAAAAAUCACAGAGAAGUUGGACUGCUGAUGAAGCAUUGUAAAGCUCACAGUGCUUAUGAAACAUGUCCGAGUCGGUGGUCUACUCUGAAGUGAAGUACAAAAAGGAGUCAAAUGCAGACAUAGGCAGAACUGAACCGCAGAUAAAAGUCUCACUUGAGUCACCGGAGGAUGACGUGGUGUAUGCUGCUGUGGUCCAUAAGACUGAUUACACAACUCAACCAGAGCCUCCUAAAUCAGCUGCACCUGCUGACUCUUCCUCCAAAGGGUCAAAGGGCAUCAGGAGGCGCGGCCUUCUGCUAUUGGCUGUGGUGGUGCUCUGCAUUCUUAUCCUGGGAACUGCCAUCGGUCUGAGUUUAUACUAUUCUUCUCAAAACACAACGACAAAUGCUCCCAACAAACAACAUUCAGCACAGGACAAUCGACACACAACACAAAGUACAAAAUAUUCAACAUCGUUAAAAAAUAAUCCUUCAAAUCCCACAGCAGAAUGUCAGCCUGCUAAAUGUGGCCCUGGCUGGGAAUCACAUGAUGGACAGUGCUACUUCUUCUCUAAUAAGACUCUAAACUGGACUCAGAGUCAAGAAGAAUGUGUCUGUAUGAAGAGCCAUCUGGCAAUCAUAAAUGAUGAAGGAGAGCAGAAACUGUUGAUGGGGAUAAUCGCACCAAAAAUGCAAGAACAUGAGGACAAGUUCUGGAUCGGUCUGAAUGAUAGACAGACAGAAGACACAUGGCGAUGGGUGGACAACACUUCUCUCAAUACAAACAAAACGUUCUGGCUGGAUAAACAGCCUGAUAACUGGAAGGGGUAUAAUAAUGAAUAUCCUGAUGGAGAGGACUGUGUACGAAUGGGAGAGAAGAACUUUAAAGGCAAUAGUGCAGCUGCAGCAGGCUGGGUGGAUGCAGCCUGUGUGAGAGAGUUCAAAUUUAUUUGUGAAACCAAAGCUUGCUAAUAAUCACAGAGAAUCAUACAUCUUACUUCUUAUAGUCUCAUAGUCAAUAUCAAUGGCAUCAAUAAACAUCCUUAUUAGAGAUCUGUUGCUUGCUAUAAAUAUUUUACCAUGAUAACUUAAAUAUCUUAUUGUCAUGUCAAGAGUGUUGUACAGUUUUUUCUCAAGUCACAUGUAAUAAAACACGAAUCCAACGGAAAGUUGA